Molecule: messenger RNA, 2749 nt
Organism: Sus scrofa (pig)
Lineage: Eukaryota; Metazoa; Chordata; Mammalia; Artiodactyla; Suidae
Source: RefSeq, a predicted model, not a curated record
UUUUUUUUUUUUUUUUUUUGAUUCUUUCCACUCCACCCCCCCCCCCAAUUUCCUUGACUUUAACUCAACCAAAGCUGAGACAGUAGCUGUUAGUGGGGUGUCUGGGCAGGAGGACCAAAGGGCUGGGUCCUGCAACCUCAGGCCAUCCCUCCUGGCCACCACUGGCCCUCCCCGCCCCCACGCCCCUCAGCCAUCUCCCAUGGGGAUACACCAGGAGAAAGGUCCCCACUCAUCCUCCAGCCGACACCUCAGAUUUUCGAAUUGUCUCCAGAGCCGGGUGGGGCCUUGCAGACAGGCCCUGGCUUUCAUGCACCACCAUAUGCUCAUGCCAUGUUUUCUUCCAAAAAGACACCUCAGCAAGCCCCAGGGGACAGAGGGAGAGCCCAGAUUGAGGCCUCCACUGGCCUUGACACUGCCCUUAAGGACUGCCCUUUGGCCUGAGAGCCCAAGGCCAUGCCUGUCAGUUUCCCCAGGGCUGAUUGCUGGUUUUCACUCCCCAGGCCCACGCCAGGGAUGUGGGAGCAGCCAGUGGCAGAGGGAGUGGGUGGCACAUCCCCACAGGACCCCUCCCCAAGGGUUUCACUGGGACCAUCUUGUCCCUCAUGACCCACACCUCACAGCACCCAAAGCACCACCCUUCCUGGCCCCCAGCUGUGUGUCUGAAUAAGGCAGAAACACUAGCCUUUGCACUUUGGGUUCAUGUCUGGGAGGGGGCGGGGGCGGGGGGCCUGCAGGGUGUGUUGGGUGGUUUUUUGAUAUGUAUGAAACUGACAUCUUGGCAAACCCCAUCCCCUCCCAAGCCCACUGUCACCCACUCACCCACUGUCUAUCCCAUGGAGAGUCCCCUAGCCUGACCUUGGGAUCCAGCCCUUGCUGUGGACUAGGGAGACCUCCCCAGUAGAUGCAAGUUGCCCCAUUUCUCCCUUUGGAUGAGGGCACCAGACCCCAGGCGGGGUGGAGAGGGAGGUAUGGAGAGGGAGCAGACCCGGCCCUGGAUGCACGCGGAGAUGGGGGCAUCUGGGGUCCCCCGUGCCCAUGGCUGAAACUCAGGUUCUGGCAGAGCCCUGAGCCCAGAUCCCACUCCAAGCUAGACAAUCAGACUGGAAAGGAACCCCAAAGGAGAGACUUGGGAGGGAGCGCCUUGCUGCAGCUCCCCAAGCAGCAGACAGCUCCAGAACUUUCUGUCCCCAGAGACAGCAGUGUUCCAGGAGGAAGCAGAUAUGGCUGGACAGCGGCCAGUGAGGCAGGACCCGGGGCCGGGAGCACCCGUCCAGCCCCUGGAAGAGACCACACACAGGGUCCCCAACCCCCACUCUGGCUUCUCCAACGGUACUUUGACUCCAGUGUAGGGCUAGAGUAUACAUAUACAUAUAUAUAUAUAAUUUUGGACUUUCUUUUCUCGUACUACAGAUUAUACAGUGGCUACUUUUUAUUUUGGCCUGGAUUCUCUCUGAGGCCGACUUUUCCCCUGCAUCCUCCUGUCUUUCCGUUUCUGCCCCUUUGGACACUUCCUGAGAGUCUCAACUCCAAACUGACACCUCCUCCCCACCCCCACCCCCUCCCCCGCGUCCAUCCAUCCCUAAGCAUUUCAGAGCGUGUGGGGUCCGAGCUGGCCCGGAGGCCCACCCCCCACCCACCCUCUCCCCCCAAGCGAGACGGGGGAGACAGACCCAAAGCAAUCCCAGCAGGACUUGUUGCCAGCGAUACCAAAACAGUCUUUUCCCAAGCAGUGCCUCACAUGUCUGCUGGUGUGGCUUUGGGGUUCUCCUCCCCCACUCCCUGGGGGUCCCCCAGGCCUCAGGAAAGAGGAGGCGGGAUCCAGCAGGACUAAGGGCUCCAGGAGAGGAAGAAAGUCACACACGCCCAAGCCACCACUCUCCCUGCAGCCCUUGCUUCACACCACCUGGCUAGAAGGGGACCCACUGGAAAGGGGUCGGGGCCACCUCAGCCCCCCUCCAGUUGUGAACCCCCAAAGCCCAUUCCCCAAAUGCAUCAACACCCCAUCCUCCCACCUCAGGUCCCAGCCAGGCCCCCCUGAAACCAAAGCCCCUUCAAAUCCAGGGGUCCUGGCCUCUUCCCCCUCCCAGAACCGCACGUGGGGACAGAAAGGCAGAGUGCCUGAGGAUAGAACGCAGGUCGUGGGGGGCAGUGGUGGGUUGGUGGGGAGAGAGGGAGAGACCCAUUUUCCUCUCUGAACUUUCUUUCCUCUUUUUUCUUCAUCUCUUUUCUUUCUAAGAUUUUUUAGUGGUGUUGCUGUUCAUUCUUUUCCCUCAGAUAUUUUUUGAGUUUUUUUUCCCCAUUUUGUAUUUUACCAAUAUUACCAGGAUAGUUUACUCUCUGUUUCUCGCUUUCUGCUUGCUGCACACAAUGGAUAAACACACACACACACACAGACACACACACACACACACACACCCAUGCUCAUGAACCCAUGUCAUGAGAAGGUUCGGGCCAGGCCCACUACCCACCUUGUGCCCCUCCUCCUCCCUAAGGUGGGGACAGGAUGGGGGACCAGGGGACGUGGGGCAGAGCCAGGCCCAGCCUUCUCCUGGCCCGGCUCCCCCGCCCUGCUCCUUCACAUCAUACUCCGAUCAUAACCUUGUAUAUUAAGCAGUCAUUUCGGUUUUCCGCGGACGCGCCUACCUAAGUACCAUUUACAGAAAGUGACUCUGGCUGUUAUUAUUUUGUUUGUUUGUUUCCCUAUGCAAAAAAAAAAAAAUGAAAAAAAGAAAAAAAAUGAAAGGGGGGG